AUGAGUCAGAGGAUUCCAGUAACGUUCAGCAAUGUCCAGAAUAAGAUUCUAGAACCAUCCAAGAAGGUUCUCAAUGAAUGCAAGGAACCCAUAUCAAAAUUCUUAACGAGCAAAGUGAAUGCGGAAGGAAAUCGUUUAGUGAAUGAAAAUGACGGAUAUGAAUUAGACGGAGCAAAUAAUCUUUAUACUUACGGAAUGGACAUACAUUCGAAUAAAAUUCUUGAGUUCACCGAUCAGUGUUCGUGUUGUAAAUGUCGAAAGCGUUGGCAGUUGGCGAUACUUGCGAAUAUCGGUUUCUUGAUUGUUUUUGGAAUACGUUGCAAUUUUGGUGCAGCAAAAACCCAUAUGGCACGCAAUUAUGUGGAUCCAUGGGGAAGGGAACAUAUGAAAGAGUUCAACUGGACGAUAACAGAACUUGGUGUCAUGGAGAGUUCGUUCUUCUAUGGAUAUCUUGUAACGCAAAUACCUGCUGGUUUCCUGGCCGCCAAAUUCGCUCCUAAUAAGUGGGUGAAGUUUUCUGAAAUGGAUUGA
This is a messenger RNA of Anisakis simplex (herring worm), 531 nucleotides long. Lineage: Eukaryota; Metazoa; Nematoda; Chromadorea; Rhabditida; Anisakidae. The record is from the annotation of a GenBank genome assembly.